GUGAGUGUUUCUUUUCGAUUACUUCCGACAGGAUGUUGUAGUAAAAGGGUCGACCCGUCCAAUCCACCGCUGGUGCUCCGUCGUCCCUCCGCUUGGUUUCCGAACCGCGAAGGUUCAAGUUCUCUGCGCGUCGCUCGAGCUUCAUGUGCCGCGCCGUAAGGCUGAACCCACAGCACUCAGACUCUUUUCAUCAUAGGCAGCUCUUCUACGAGAUCCACGGUCCAGCUGCAAAGGCAGAGUCUCAAAACACACUUGAUGUGUAUACGUUUUAUGCCAAGCCCGCGCAGACAAGCAUACACCUGCGCAGGGCGGUCUCUAGAUGUGGUUGUCUUCGGACGUCAUAUGAAAAGCCUGUCUUAAGCUUCCGAGCUGCAGGUCCAUGCUCGAGGAGUGUGGUUACUGGCUCACACGGCUGGGGCGGAUUCCGGGCGAGAUACGGGCGACUGGGUGCUGGACGGGACAAUGGAUUGGCUUCGGGAGAUGAGAUCUCAUGCAAGCCUGCUUUUGCAGCACUGAUCGUUUCUUCUUCUGCUUCUCAUUCGCUGUAACAUGGGUACUGAUUGAUGCAUCCUAGAUUCUUGAAUUCCGUGCAGGACCAUUUGUUCCGUUGCUAUACACGAUUCCUUCGUAGUCCACUUGGACUUGUGACACCGAUGUUCUCCGCCUACGGCCUUGACCGGCUUUUCUGUCGCAUUUCUGCUUUGCCGUCGCAGCCCGGACGAGUGUUCCGAGAUAGAUAGGACGCAGUGUUAUGGCAUGAAAGAUACGGAAGACAUCUGGGGGAUCGCGGAUCUGUUGAGCCGAGCGUUGUUAAGAACGCUCCCCGAACCGUCGCCCUUCGAAGUCUCGUGAUCUCAUCCUCUUUCUGCUUGUCUGAAUGUUCAG
Mycena citricolor is the source of this 885-nucleotide messenger RNA. Lineage: Eukaryota; Fungi; Basidiomycota; Agaricomycetes; Agaricales; Mycenaceae. The record is from the annotation of a GenBank genome assembly.